Naegleria gruberi is the source of this 1385-nucleotide messenger RNA. RefSeq names its product leucine-rich repeat-containing protein. The transcript has 3 exons. Gene Ontology annotation, cellular component: cytosol; nucleus; perinuclear region of cytoplasm. Bases 1 to 1365 code for a protein of 454 amino acids. Gene Ontology annotation, molecular function: GTPase activator activity; small GTPase binding. Gene Ontology annotation, biological process: activation of GTPase activity; nucleocytoplasmic transport. The record is from RefSeq and is a predicted model, not a curated record. Lineage: Eukaryota; Heterolobosea; Eutetramitea; Acrasida; Naegleriidae.
AUGUCUUACGAAGAACCAGCAACUAAUCUUGAUAGAACUGUUACAGCAACACCUGCUGCUUUGUCGGAAGCCUCAUCAGCAAAGGAGUAUGCAUCCUAUCCUUCUGAUUUUCUUGAAUUAUAUCUCCAAAAGUGUUCCGAUUACUCGAUAUCUACACCUGUAACAAGACUUCUUAAGGAAUAUAAUGCAGUAAAAGAGAAAGGAAAGGAAAUGAGACAUUUAAUAUUGAAUGGAAAUUGUGUUUCAAUGUUUGAAAAGAGAUUACACAAUCUGGAUAUUUUCCCAAUUUGUGAUACUUUGGAAAUUUUACAUACAGGAUUUAUUGUCAGUUGUGAUUUAUCUUAUAAUAAUAUUGGAGAUAGUGGAGCAAACUCAAUAGCAAGAAUGUUAAAGAUUAAUAGCUCAAUUCAGCAUUUGUCUCUCAGAUCAAAUUCCAUUUCAGAAAGAGGAGCCUCUGAUAUUGCAGAUUCUCUAAAAGAAAAUAGAAAUUUAUUAUCAUUUGAUUUUAGUUACAAUGCUAUUGAGGAUAAGGGAGGAAUGAAAAUGGCCGACAUGUUGGAAGAAAAUAUUACUUUAAAAUUUUUGAAUUUGAGCAGUUGUGAUCUGAAAACAUCUUCAGUUAUUAAAUUAGCCAUUUCUGUUCGUCAUCAUCCUUCCCUUCAAGAAUUGAGAAUUGGAAAAACACUUUGUAAUUCAAAAAAAGAGGAAAGUCUGCAACACUUGGCAGAAAUUUUUAGAGUUAAUACCGUUAUAAGAUCAUUAGAUUUGAGUUUCCAAUCCAUAUCUGAUUCUGGUAUCAAUACAUUUUUCCAAGGAAUUAAAUUGUGCAGAACACUCACUCAUUUAAGGUUAGGAGCAAAUUGUAUUACAAUGAGUGUUGAUGUUAUUGCUAAAUAUUUGGAAAAUCCAAAUUGUGCUAUUCAACUGUUGGAUUUAUCUGCAAAUAGAAUUGAUAGUGAUGGAGGUAUUCAAAUUGCAAAGUGCUUAAUCAAGAACAAAACACUGACCUAUCUGGAUCUUUCUGGAAAUAAUAUUGGAGAUGAUAGUUUGACUUUUCUUGCCAAGACACUUGCCAGUAAGAAUGAAGUAUUAUCCAAAUUGUUCGUUGCAGGAAACAAAUUUAACCAAAAAUCAAUCAAAUCUUUUGACGAUUUGGCCAAAGAAAGAUAUGAUUUGGAUGUAGAUAUUCACACAUACAAAACUGACGACAUUUUCUAUUGUACAAAGAAGACAAUCCCAGAAACACACCAAUAUGGAGACAUUGAUACUCUACCAGAACAAAUUAGUGAAAUUGAAAGGAUUCUUGUUAGAGCAUACACAGACAGUGGCUUACCUUCAACUAAUCUUGACAGUAUUAACAAUUAGAUAUUAAAACAAUAACAAUU